Molecule: messenger RNA, 590 nt
Organism: Anoplophora glabripennis (Asian longhorned beetle)
Lineage: Eukaryota; Metazoa; Arthropoda; Insecta; Coleoptera; Cerambycidae
Product: KICSTOR complex protein C12orf66 homolog
Exons: 2
Coding region: 189-428 (79 amino acids)
Biological process (GO): cellular response to glucose starvation; protein localization to lysosome; cellular response to amino acid starvation
Cellular component (GO): KICSTOR complex
Source: RefSeq, a predicted model, not a curated record
UUGCCCACCAUUAGACUAAAUAUCCAAUGGGCGAAGGCCAAUAAAAGAAGAAGGAGAAGAAUUUAUCAAAAUUAUUACAAUUAUUGCCCGUCUAUUUCGUAGAUCCAAUAUAGUAUACUAAUUAAAUCUAUGGUUUAUUUACAUGGUAAUGUAAAUUAAUUCAAGGUAUAUAAAAUAAUUUGUUCGUUAUGGAAAAGGAGGAUGAAAUUUUGUAUAUUUAUUUUACGCAUAUAUCACAACUUUGUUUUGAAAAGGCCAAAGAACAUAUAGAAAGAGAAAAAGAACCAAAAUCUGUUACACCAUGGAAUACGUUCUUGAAUUUUUUACAACAAUUGGCUUUAGCAGAGAAAAGUUAUAUAGAAAUAGGAUUUUUACAAAAUAAACAUAAAAGUUUUCUCAGAAAAGAUGUAAGUUCCGUAUGUACCUGAAGUUCCGAACGUUCGUUUGAACGAAAAUGAAAACCUAUAAUAUCACGUUUAAUCGUACUUAAAAUGAUUUUACCACCUAAAUUCUGGCUUCUGUAGACGAAAACAACACUUCCCCAUCAUCGGAAGCCACCCCACAUAUCAACCACCCUUAAAACUUAGUUA